CGGUAAUGCUACUAAACGUUUGUUGCCAACCGUCAAUAAAACCAAGAAAAAGAAGAAAGAAACAGUAGAAGAAGAAAAAAAGACGAAGAAGGAGAAGAGAAACUCCUCUUGGGGCGGAGUGACUCCAACAGGAACAUCCGGGGAAAACAGGAAACAGUUUAGAGAGAAAAGUCGGAGGAAACGCACGUGGAUCAUUUUCGUCUCGGACUGAAAUCAAACUAACACUGAACAAGGAGAACAGAGAGAGAACUGAGCGACUAGAGACACAAACUGCUGGAGGACGAAACAACAAGCAAAUCAGAGUAAAACUUCACUCCGAGGAAACAAAAUGGCUUCCAGAUCAGACGAUGAUCUCUGCUGUCCGAUCUGUCAGGAAAUAUUUAAGGAUCCGGUUAUUCUGUCAUGCAGCCACAGUUUCUGUAAGGAAUGUCUGCAGAAAUGUUGGAGAAGAAGAACUGGUCGCUCAUGUCCUGUUUGUAGGAAAAGAUCAGCAUCAGAUGCUCCUCCCUGUAAUCUGGCUCUGAAGAAUCUGUGUGAGUCUUUCCUACAGCAGAGAAACCAAAAAGCUCCAGAGGGUCUCUGCUCUCUGCACUCUGAGAAACUCAAACUCUUCUGUCUGGACCAUCAGCAGCCAGUGUGUCUCGUCUGCAGAGAUUCAGAAAAACACACCGAGCACAGAUUCAGAGCCAUCGAUGAAGCUGCUCAGCAACACAGGAAGAAUCUUGAGGAAACUCUGGAGCCUUUAAAGGAGAAGCUGGAGCUCAGGAAGAAAGUUCAGGAGGAGUUUGAUCAGACAGCAGAACACCUGGAGGUCCAGGCCCGACACACAGAGAGGCAGAUUGUUGAGCAGUUUAAGAAGCUUCACCAGUUUCUAGCAGAGGAAGAGGAGGCCAGGCUGGCUGCACUGAGGGAGGAAGAGGAGCAGAAGAGAGGGAUGAUGGAGGAGAAGAUGGAGGGGGCUCUGAGCAGAGAGAUAGCAGCUCUUUCAGACACAGUCAGAGCCACAGAGGAGGAGCUGAGAGCUGCAGACGUCUCAUUCCUGCACAACUACAAGGCUGCAGUGGAAAGAGUCCAGCGCCGCCCCCUGCUGGAGGAUCCACAGCUGCCCUCAGGAGCUCUGAUAGACCAGGCCAAACAUCUGGGCAACCUGGCCUUCAACAUCUGGAGCAACAUGAAGGACAUGGUGACCUACACUCCUCUGGUUCUGGAUCCAAACACGACUAGUCCAUUUCUCCAUCUGUCUGAAGAUCUGACCAGUUUGACUUUAGGAGAGGAACAGCAGCUUCCUGAUAAUCCAGAGAGGAUUGAUUAUUACUGGUCUGUUCUGAGUUCUGAGGGUUUUAACUCGGGGAACCACAGCUGGGAUGUUGAUGUUGGAGACAGUUCAUUCUGGGAUCUUGGUGUGUUGGAAGAGUCUGUAGAGAGGAAGGGAGUCAUAGAGUCUGGAUCUUUUAAUAUUUGGUGCUAUUUAGGUGAAUACUCAGCACAUUCUCCACCAGCUCCUCCCACUGGUCUCUCAAUCCGGAAGAAAGUCCAGAGGAUCAGAGUGAAUCUGGACUGGGACAGAGGAAAACUGUCCUUCUCUGACCUGGAUACUAACACACACAUACACACCUUCACACACACCUUCACACAGAAGAUGUUUCCAUACUUCUACAUUAAUAAAACAUUAAAGAUCCUACCAAUGAAGAUCUCAGUGAUCAAACAGCAGCUCUGAUGAUCUCAGCAUGAAGAUGAAAUUCAUCCUUAUUGAUCAGAUGAUUGAUUGGUUUUAUGAUUGUUUGCUGGUCUGUUGAAUUUCUCCUUUUUAAAUUCUGUUUUUAAUCAGGAAACUGGAGAUGAUCUGAUCAUUUGGGGACUUUUUCCAUUUCUGUAUGUUUUUUACUGAAAUGUUUUGAAUGUUUAUUAUUUACAGAUUUAUGUAAAUAAAUUACUAUUAGAUCAUUGAAAGAACAAUGAGAAGCUUAGUAAACAUAUUAAUACCUUGUAAGAGUGUUUGUUUUUCAAGACUUUUUAAAAUCAAACCACCAAAAUCUUCAGUGAGUUUAACUUUUGCUGUUUGUUUUAUUUAUAAAGGAUUAGAAAGUUAAAACAACUUUUUCAUCACAACAUGUGUCCAACCAUCUGCACUUCUUGACUGGUAAACAAAAUAAAUGUACACAAAAAUCCCAGAUAAACAAAAUUAGAAACAUAAAUUUAUUACUUCAUCUUCAUUCUCUGGAAAGAAAUAAAAAAUAAUCUAUUUCAAAUGAUUAUAUUUCCUGAAUGUCUCUUGUUGAUCUGAAACAGCAAAAAUAAAACCAAAUAAAACAGAUAAAGUUAUCAGGUUUGUUGGGAUUAAUGGCUUCAUGAAUCU
Poecilia latipinna (sailfin molly) is the source of this 2356-nucleotide messenger RNA. Its product is annotated as nuclear factor 7, brain-like. The coding region runs from base 329 to 1717 and encodes 462 amino acids. Gene Ontology annotation, biological process: protein ubiquitination. The record is from RefSeq and is a predicted model, not a curated record. Gene Ontology annotation, molecular function: zinc ion binding; ubiquitin-protein transferase activity; protein binding. Lineage: Eukaryota; Metazoa; Chordata; Actinopteri; Cyprinodontiformes; Poeciliidae. The transcript is spliced from 2 exons.